UGGUAUUUAAUACUGCACCCCUUACCUCGGCUACGUCCCACUUCUGUUGAAAUUCCAAAAUAUCCGAGGGCACUUGAAGGCAGCAUCAGUUAGAAGUUGAGCGGCAGCGCGUCUCCUCCUCGGACAUACAGACAAAGUCAAGACAAACAAACAUGAUACGUCUCGGGAUGGAAAUCAAAGUGAGUUUAGCCGUGACGACUCUACUACUUUGCCUGUUUUCAGUCAGAGGUAAGUCCUUUUUCUCCACCUAAACGUAUCAAAUCUGCUGACAGUCUGUUUAUGUCUGUGUGGCAGAGCAGCCGGUCUUAUUCACAGACUGUAGUUAGCAUAUAAAAGUAGCUUCUUAAUGCCUCUUGUUUUUUGUUUUGCCUCUUAUUCCAAAAAAUAUAACUAAACAUUAUUCGCUUUUUCCAUGUGAGUCACAAGGGGACUUUGACACUGAACGGUGCCACAAAGUUAUUUUUUUCAUUUUCAUUUUCCUGUCUCAUACGGACCCAUUUUUCCUGGAGUGAGUCAGUGCCUCUUAGCUUGGUAGUGAGAUAGGUUUAAGUAAUAAUGUGCUACAACAUGAGUUUUUUUAUUGAACAGUUUUUACAUAAUAAUCACAUUUAUAUAACGUGACCAUUCUCAUUAUUUUAUAGCAAUAAAUCACCUCUAAAAUGACCAAAACAUUCAGAGUUUAGUCAAGUCUGUCAUCACACGAUACCACCUCAUUAUUGUCAUGGUAGAAUUGGCUAUUAAAUGUGAGACAACCCUGUUAUUUCAUGUGAGACUAUGUUAUUAUGAGUUCUAUUUUUCAAAGAGGUUGUAAAAUGCUGGUUUGCAAAAGAUAUGUUGCUCACGGAGAUGGCUAAGCAGUAGCUGAUGUUUUUUUCCUGCUGAGUGUCACCCACUGUAAAAAGCAGUUUGUGUAACUUGAUAUUAAUGUAUCUGUAGGGAGUAGACAGAGGAUUUGUACCAUUAUAGUUUUGCUUGUUUUGUAAAGCAUCACUGCCCCCUAUGGAAGCCUUUGCGGUCAAACUAAGAGGUGAUGCAGAUGGAGUAAAACAACAACACCAUCUGUGCAGCAGUCUGGAGCCAACACAAGCCAGCUGUCCACUCACCUAGCUAUCCUAAGUUCAACCUGGGAAAAUGCCUGCCAUCCGCACGUGAAUCUGAAGACAUAAAAUGGGCAUUACCGCCUUUGCUAUAUGAUGCUAGGGUGUCUUUACCAUCUGAUCUUUGUCCAGUCAGGGGACCUAUUUAUUGCCCACUUCUACUCACCUGUCUAUAGUUCAGGUGUGCCAUGUGUCCUCAGCCACACCUGAGCUGCUAUGCUGUCAUGUUGUGUAACUGCUCAGUCCUGAAAGAGCUUCAGGUAUCUGUGCAACCUGGCUAAUCCUGCAAGCUCUUAAUCCUGCACAGAGACACAUUGUGUUGUCUCUUGUUGACUACUGUAGUAUUGGGGGUUUUAUUGUUUAAAAAUGUGUAAAAAAGUUCCAUAAGUAUGAGGUGAGGUCCAGAAGAGGUGGUGUUUUGUAUUAUUUUCAAGGCCCCACCUCUUUUAUUUCCAGUAUUUGGUUUAAGUGGAAACACUUGCAGUCCUCCAAUUUUCUGUCAUACAGACUCUGUUACUUGAAAACAAGGAUGCAACCCAUUUUAACUCAAAUUCUUCAUAUUUAUUGAAUCAUAGUAUUGAUGAUCUCCAUUCAACAAUGUUAAUCUCUUCCCCUGUCACAUUAACUAGCUUUUUUCCUUUUGUAUAAAUGACUCCAUCGGCAGAGCCAGUCUACUAAGUUCUCACAGGUUUCAUGACAACAGUGAGAUACUCUAUGUACCUAAGAGUUUCAGCUACAGAAUCUGAAAAAAGCACGCACACAUACUCAGUGUUCGUUUUUUGGCAUCAUAACUGUGAAACUAAAGAAAAAGUCUGUUAUGUCACUUUUUUUUUCUUUUUUUUUUUAAUUGACACAAUAGAUAAACUCCAGUACAAACACUCACUCAGGCCUUAUGCCAGAUGGGUGCAGACUGUGACGUGGCCUCUUAUGAGUCAACACACAUGUAAAAACAAACCCCACAGAGUAUGAUAUAUGAUUUUGUCACUUCAAAUGCUUAACCGUGUGACUCAUAAACUUGUGCCACUCCCACUAAAUGUCUCUACCAUUAUUUUCCUGAUCCACUCAGGACCUGUGAGUCAGCAAUGUGGUUUCUGUUGCCAAAACUGCAACUUUUGCUGUUGUUACAAAUGUUCAGGCCCAACUUUCACUGUAGAGAUUUGCCCCAUUGAUUCUGAUGACUGUUGAAACUCUGUGUACUUGCAAAGCAUCAGGAAUGUUGCACUCAGGUAUUAAAGGUCCUGGUAAAGCCACCAGAAUCGCUUUCAUGGCUACAAAUGUUAAGCAGGAAACCCACGUGUCAAACCUAUAGGUGGAGAAGUUUAGAGAAUUAGCAAUUUGCUAGAGUGGAGGCGUUGAACUGGAAUUGAAUAUGGUAAAAGGAUCUUUCUGUCCUCUGUAGAUUUCACCAGCAGUGUUUUAGAGACUUCUCAUGUAACGCUGAAAUACUUUGACAGUUUCUAAUGUUUACAUCGAUCAAUUUAUUGACUUGUUGCAAAGAGUAAUGGACAGUUUUAUCAAUAUGAAAAUUAAAGUUGAAGCCCUAUUCUUACAUUGUUUUGUUAGUGAAAUUCCUCUAAAUGCCAAUGCCAAUAAAGUGUUAUAAUACGUUGCUAGAAGGCAUGUUUUCAGUGUUUCUCAGAGAUAGUUUUGAGAUGAGUUUCUGACCUUUACAUAGUUCAUGCCUGAAUCUACAUAAUGGUCCUGAGGCUACCACACUGAGCUCAUCCUUCUCCCAGAAUGACUUUAGAUUCAUUCCACAGACUGAGUAGGAGCUGAUCUGUUGACCUGUGGCUUAAACUUUAAGGGUUAAAAGGGCAACAGCUACAGCAUAACAAGAUCAGGAGGCCAAGAGUUUCACACACAAGACACUGUGAGGGUUUCAAAACAACAACAUGUGCUGUUGUCUCACUGCAGUCUGUAGUAGAUGGUCUCAUACAGAUUCACGAGGGAAAUAAGCUGCCACCGUACUACAAAGUCGGUCAAAUACUAAUGUCUAAGUAGUCGUAGUUGCCAUUCUUGCACUGUGCUGUGGUUCUAUAUCUUCUACUCACUUUUUUAAUGUCUUUUUGCUCAGGUGAAUAUUGUAAGGUGAAUCUGUGCCAUAACGGAGGAACAUGUGUGACGGGAGUUGGAGAUGAUCCAUUCAUCUGCAUCUGUGCAGAUAGCUUCGCUGGAGACACCUGCAACCUGACAGAGACAGGUACAGCUGAGGGAAACCUUUUUAUAAGUGAAAGGAAAACUAGUUUAUUGUUUGAUUAACCCAUCCAUCAUCCUCUUCUUUCUUUCUGUCUUUCUUUCAGGACCCUGCAGCCCAAACCCCUGCAAGAACGAUGGAUCUUGUGAGGUCAUUUCUCCCACAAGACGAGGAGAUGUUUUCAAUGAGUACAUCUGCAAAUGCCAGCCAGGCUUCGAGGGAGCGCACUGCCAGACUAGUAUGUAGCCUACAGAUGCAAUUUAUGUGCAAUAGCUGUAUCCCUUGUUUGGUAUAGCUGCACAGUAACACCUUUUGUCCUCUAUUCAUUUCUUUAAAUCACACCUCAAAGAAAUCUGAUAAGCUUUUAUUUAAUUUAUUUUAAUUUCACUGUUUGGAAACCUCUCCUUCUGCGUUCCAAAAUUACAAUUAUGACAUCAAAAUCCCCCCAAAAAUGAUACGUAAAACCCAAGACAAAUAAUGAUAAAAAUAUUUGUAACAACUUUGAUAUUUGAAUGAGAAAUACAAGGUAUAAUUUGAGUCAACAUUGAUGAACCUUUAGGAAUCAUUACAUCAAGCACUCAAAGUACCCUCAUACCUUUAUAGUCAAUAAAACACUUGAUAAAGCAUAAAAUAGCAAUGGUUCUGCUGAAAUAAUGAUGUGUUGAUGUUUAGAGAUUUUAUGGUUUAGAAGACAGCCAAGCUGCUGAGAACAAAACACUAACUUUGGUUGAGUCCUGAUGAGAAAUAAUCAAAAAAGAAAAGAAAAGAAAGUCAUGUUAAAUUUUAUCCAAAUGGGUUGAAAGGCAGUGAAAUAGAAAUGAGAGUUUAGCCCACUUUGAGCCGAUUUCUCUCUGAGUGUGAACACAUGAGGGUUUUCCAUCCUGUCAUAGCAUUAGUGCAGAAAGAGACGCGUUGUCAGUUCAGCAGUUUCAUGAAAGACUUCCUUUCAGCUGGUUCUGUGGUCAUUCUGUUUGGCUAAUUAACAAAACCCCACUCCAAGUCUCUUAGCAUGCAGAGGCUGUGCUCUUAGGCUCAACACUGCAUCUGUUUGUGCUUAAGCUUUGACUAAGCGUGCAGGAAUUUGAUAUUAGUCAAAUCCAUCAUAUCCUCUUAUUUUAUUGACUAAGUUGGCGUGCAAAUGUUGCUGAAGUUUGCACAGUUUAGUCAUGGAAAAAGGGAGAGGAAAUCAUUUUUUUCUCUUUAAAUGUGAAUGUCUUUUUCGGAAUCCCCCUGAGAGAGUGACUCACGCAGUUUGUCUUGAAUUGUCAGAAAAUACAUCUACGAUAAACUUUGUGCAUAUGACAGAUCAAACUCUGCAGAUGGCCUCAUAAUUAUAGUCUAAGUGGGACUUAUACUCCUGCAGUGACAUUUUUUGUGAAUGAACAGCUCACCCUAAAGCCCACGACCUGACCACCAAAUGUUAUGUUUGUGCAGUCUGGUUGUCUACUCCCUGACAUUUUCUAUAUUUGUGUCAGUCAGACGUCAUAGGCUGGGCGGGUGUGGAAGAGCUGAAAGUAGAGCCAAACGGCUGUCCCAUUUAUUAGUUUCUGUGAAUGACCAAACAUACUUUUAGUUUGUAUUUUCAGUUACAGUUAAAAGUUACUGAUCAUUCAAGUACAGCUGUGGGAGAAGACCCAGUUGUCCAUGAUGUCAGUGUUGGCAAACAAGUGGAAAAUAAUCCCUGAGAAAAUCAGUCAAGCUGUUUUACGGUCUGUCUCCUGAUUGGAUCAUUUAUGGUUUUGACACAGACAUACAGUUAUUCGUUUCUGAAGUGUGACCAAUCCUCUUAGUGCUAACUGGAACAAGAAUUAAACAGACCCAUGUGGUCUCACGUCAACAUGUCAUUUGCUUUACCCCUAAAGUCCAGAACAAGUCUUUAUGUGAGUAAGACAAGAAAACAAGACUGGAAGAAAGUUCGUUUUAAAGUUUAGAGUUAAUUUUUAUUUUUCAGUAUCACUCAUGGUCAGUUCACUGCUUUAUCAGCUUUGAUAGGCCACAUAAUAACACGUGUUCAUAAAUUAUAUCACAAUAGACAUGUAGAUUCACAGAGUGCCAGAGGAAAACUGGUUAAAAUACAAAAAGAAGUAAUUUCCAAACGGUUUGAUGCAACACUGACUUGUAUUUAUUGUCAAAAGGAAGAGAUCAGAUAUGAGGCAUGGUCAGCUUUACACUAGUCAUCAGUUAGGAUAUUUGAUUAUUUUAUUGGCAGCUAAGCAUGUGGAAAUCCUGACCUCUUCAGAGUGUCAAUGGCUGAAAAAAUAAUUGAACCAUUUAAAAAGUGUAUUAGAUUAUUUACAUGACCUUAUGCCAUGCUCUCUUUGGUAAAACCCAAACACAAAUUUUAAAAUGAAUAAAUACUAAAAAUAUUAGUCAGAGAACUCCCUGGGACUACAGCCCCAACCAUGUGCUGUUGGGUCCUCUCCCCUCUCUCUCACCCUAUCCAAUCAAUAAAAGGCAAAAAUUGCCCCAAAAAUACUAAAAAAGAAAUAAAAAAGACACCUUUGAACUAGAUGCACAAACUAUUAUAUGCGACAGGACACUGCUGGUGGUCUUUCCAACCAUGUAAGUAAAAAUAGUUUGUUUAUAUAGCGCUUUUCACCGACAGGUCCACCUCAUGCACAUAAACCACCUGUUAUAUAAUCACAUAUGUAUAUAUUUUUUUCUCUCUCAACAUUCCUCUGCACUCCUUCCCAUUGCACCGCUGUCUAAAACAGUCUCGUAUAGAUCAUCUAAAUGUCUAAGUUUGUACAUAUUUGUGUCAUAUUUCAUGUUAAGUGUUUGUAUAUAAAGACUUAAGUCUACCAGAGUCAAUUUACUUGUAUGUGUACACAUACUUGGCCAAUAGAGCUGAUGCUGAUUCUACAAAAGUCACAGAGUGCUUGUCACAGAUGAAACAUACAGAAAAGGGAAGAAGGUUAAACAUUUUGGGCGAGUAAUAAGUGUCAUUGCUAUAUGAGCCAGAGAUUUACAUGUUCAAGAAUUUGAGAAACACUCCUCAUAUACAAUACUGGGAACAAAUUCUUAUGGUGGACCGAAAGAAGAGGGAUGAUUUACCACAUUUCUAACUGAAUAGGAGUGUUGUUACAUAGAUUUUUUUAAGUUGUGUUUUGGGGCAUCGUUGCCUUGAGAAGAUAGGGCAGCUAAAGAAAGACAGGAAAUGUAGGGAGUAGAGAGCUGGGUAAAACAUGUAACAAAGGGUCAUGGCCAGGAAUAGAAUCAGCUUCCACGAGUACUACAGCCUCUUUAAGUGAGGCACGUAGACUGUGAAGGCCAGUCUGACACAUUUUUAAAAGCAGAGCCUACAGUUCUGCAGAGUGCAGGGAUGCUGGGAGAGCAGUGAUUUGCUGCUGUAGUCUGGAAAGCUCUGUCACCACGAGUCCUGCGGUGUGCACCUGAAGCAGAAACUAAGUGUAACGUACUUGAUCCGAGGGGACAAGCUGCCUGGUGAGGGUAAAUGAGUUCAAACAGGUAUUCUGAGGCCUGAGUGUAGAGAUCUAUAAGUAAGUGUUAGAAUUUUAAUCUGGAUUUUAAAGCAACAGGCAGUCAGUGAAGGGAUUUAAGCACAGGGGUGAUAUGAGUGUUUGUUUUCACCUUGUUUAUACUCUGGCUGCAGCAUUUUCAUCAACCAGUUACCUUCAGUCACCUGCUAUACCCCGCCUGACUCAGAACCCAAAAGCUUAAAGAAAAAAAAUACUAUAAAUGAGGCUGGUCAUGAUAUUUGAUCUGUGAAUUAUAAAUUCUGAGUUGUGACAAGGUUAUAGUUUUUAAUUUAUCAAUUUAUUUAUUUAUUCUGGAUCAGUCCAUGAAAACAUUUUGGUCUCCCUGGUUGAUUUGAGGCUGUAUGCUGCUCUUUUCAGACUUUUAAAACACACUGUGCAAGCCUGCCACCGUGUGGAGAAAACUAGGUACUGCAUUAGCAGUAGGUAUAGGAGAACAACCUGCUUUGUUGCCAUGGUUACCCUGGAGCGUAACAAGACUUUGAUCAGCAACAUUUUUUUCCAUGAUUUUCCCUUUCUGAUCCACACAGACUUGGUUUGUGAGCUUGCUGAAAAUCCUCAAGUUUCCUCUGCAACAUUUUAACAAAAUAUUAAAAUCAGACAUGAUAUUUGACCUUUCAUCUGCUGUGAACAAAGUGGCUGCAAGCAUCAACCCUUCCCAAACAGCCUUAAAAGUUGUUUCCUCUGAGAAGUUGCUAAGUAGGUGUGCAGAUCAUCAGCACCACACAGUAAGUUGUCACCUUUAUUUUUCAGAUGUGAAUGACUGUGUCGAUCAGCCCUGUAAGAAUGGAGGGAUGUGUCGAGAUCUUGAUGGAGACUACACCUGCCAGUGCCUCUCACCAUAUGUUGGAAAGCAGUGCCAGCUACGUAUGUUUACUAUCAAAUACACACACACACUACAAUGAACUUUAACUUUGGUUUUGACAAAAAGAAGUACUAUAAUUUAUGUUGAUUAGAUGAUUAAAAAAGGUUUACCAACAUGACAACACUCUCAAACAGAAGCCCUAAAAGUGCACACUUUGUCUUUCAGGUUGCAUCUCUCUAUUGGGAAUGGAGGGAGGAGCCAUCGUGGAGUCCCAGAUCACAUCCUCUUCUGUGCACUAUGGCAUUCUGGGUCUUCAGCGGUGGGGUCCAGAGCUGGCACGACUAAACAACCAAGGCAUCGUCAACGCCUGGACGUCCGCUGCUUAUGACAAAAACCCCUGGAUUGAGGUGAGAGGAGUGAACUCUUAAGAAGUAGAGAAGCGAUCUGUGUAAGUGGCUCGGAGCUGAUUUAACUUACUUCCUUUCAACAACAGGUUAAUAUGCAGAAGACAAUGCGCCUGACAGGCAUCAUCACUCAGGGUGCCAGUCGUAUGGGCACUGCUGAGUACAUCAAAGCCUUCAAGGUGGCGAGCAGCUUCGAUGGAAAACUUUACACCACUUACAAAGCGGAUGGCCAACGCAGAGACAAGGUUAGAGGACUCCUCAUGUUUUGUGCUCUUUAACCAGAUUCAUCUCAAACAGUAGAUUUUAAUUUCUUUUAUUUCUGUGCUUCAGGUUUUUGUGGCCAACAUUGAUAAUGAGAGCACAAAGACGAACCUUUUUGACCCUCCAAUCGUGGCUCAGUACAUCCGAAUCAUUCCUGUGGUUUGCCGCAAAGCUUGCACGCUGCGAAUGGAGCUGGUUGGCUGUGAACUCAAUGGUAAACACACAGAAAACAUAUACUACAGUUUUGAUCGGGCAUGGCUGCUCAGGAGAAACUUGACAGACAAAAGUUAAAAUCAGAUCAAGGCGAAGUCUCAGUGAACUCCUGUUUCUGUCCAGUGGUUGAAACUAUACGAGUAAAUUCCUGGAGCGUCUAUAAGAGUGGAAAUUCUCUUUUUUAAUGUUUCCUCUGUUUUAUUGUUUUAAUGUCUUGUUUCCAUUUUUCUGCGGUUAUCCUGACAAACAUGAUGACGGGGUAAAAGAGUUCAUCUACAUAACACGGCCUCCAUCUCUCUGUGGUUAGAGAGAAAAUGUGUAGUAUAAACGGUGUUUGUGGGUAAACUCAAACAUGCAACGAUAAAGCGAGAAUUCCAAGUGUGAGCAGAGGCAGAAACACGUGUAACUCUUUAUUCUUUAAUCCUUGGUCUCUUUGAACAUACAGGCAACAAUAUUUACAGACAAACACGAUGACUGAACACAAGCUGCAUGUAAAUCUCUCUGCUGAGUGCAUUCUGCUUCUCUCUGUUCCCUCCUGGUCCCUUUGGCUGUAAAAAUCAUUUUAAUCAGUCUCUUCUUUCUGGGUAAAUGUAUGUCUUCAGAGGGGAUGAAGUUUGACCUUAAUUUGUCUGUUCUUUGGGUGUAAUCAUUUUCUUUCUCUCUUCCUCUGUCGCUUGUGGUUUCCCUCCCUCCUCCGCCUUCCCGUUUGUCCCUGGAUUCACAGUUUAUUCAAACACGGCAGGUUGCUCAGCCUCCCUGGGAAUGAAGUCUCGCCUCAUCUCAGACGGGCAGCUCACAGCCUCCAGCACUUACCGCACGUGGGGCAUCGACUCCUUCACGUGGCACCCUCAGUUUGCCCGUCUGGACAAACAGGGGAAGACAAAUGCCUGGUCUCCUGCUCGCAGCAACCGAUCCGAGUGGAUUCAGGUAUCUCAGCUGCAAGACCUUAUCAUCUUAGAAAAAUAUCCCCUAUAAACCAGCAGGUGAUUCAGAUCUUUACCGUUUAAAUGUUGUCUUCAACAGGUCGAUCUGGAGAAGACAAAGCGCCUCACAGGCAUCAUCACCCAGGGGGCCAAAGACUUUGGUGUGGUGCAGUUUGUGUCUGUGUUUAAAGUUGCUUACAGUAACGAUGGAGAGUCUUGGAGAACGGUGAAGGAGCCUGACACUGGAAAUGAUAAGGUAAUACAGAAGACGUCUUUUUGUCUGAGAUAUUUUUGCGUAAAAACACUGAAAGUCUUUAAAUAGAGUCAACAGGUUCAUGACACAGGGAUGUUGGGCUGUUGUGCGGAUUCUCUUGACAUCUGGUUGGGCUGCUCGAAUCUAAUCAACCCUUUUUUUUCUAGCUUUUCCAAGGCAACCUCGAUAACAACACUCACAGGAAGAAUCUAUUUGAGCCUCCAUUUUACGCCCGAUUUGUCAGAGUCAUCCCCUGGGAGUGGCACGAACGCAUCACUUUACGUAUGGAGCUGCUGGGCUGCGAUGAUUAGAAACUCAUCAUCCGUCUAACCAUACUCCAUCCUCGCUCGCCAUGUCUUCAAACCACAGCAGAGGAGCAGAUAUUGAGCAGGGUCGUCUGCUCUCACCUUUGGUUGUUUCUCUGUUGGCUGCUGGGACUGUUAACACUUUUAGCACUUUUUAAUGUGUGACUUUUUAUGAUGAUGAUGUUGUUAGAAUUUUCUGAAUGAUCAGAAGAUUUCAACUUUAACUGCUUCAGACAUAAACAAAACUUUAUAUAUGUAGAUAUAAUCCUGAUGCAUAAUCUUUGUGUUUUCAAAUUUGAUUUCAGGUUCUCUUAAAUCUGUUGACUUGAUAAUUGUAGGUUUUUGCUGUCCUUUUUUACAGUCCCACAUCAGUUAACUCCCUGAAUUUAUUGUAUUUUAACAGCAUGAAGAGGACAAACGUUAAAAACUAAAAGACCCAUUAAACAUCUUUCUUUGCACAUUGUAACUGCUUGCAUAGUUACACUCGGCCUGGCAGUUUUAGAGAUUUUUUUUUGCAAAAUUGUGUUUUUCUACUAAUUUAAAGUAGGUUUUAAGCUUCACCCUAAAAUUUCAUCAUUUUCAACAAAUGUGAAUAGAAGUAUUUGUAGGAAAAAACAUUUUUUUUAUCAUUGUUGGUCUUGAACUAUGAUCAUUAAUUAAAUGUUAAAAUAAACAACUAAGUGUGUUUUUUGUGAAUGAAGUCUGUAAAGCCUUUGGAUGAGCUGUCAUAUAUGACAGAUACCAAUUACAUAAUGGUUUGUUUCCACUGCAGGACAUAGGAACUAAUCUGGUCAGAAUAAAGAGGACAUUUCCUUAUUUUUUCAGCACCUGAAUCUGAAGUUAUUUUUAAGCACUGCUUUCCAAAUCCAACAUGAAGAUGCAGAGGGAUUUGAGUUCAAACUGAAGCUUUCACACUGGAAUUCAAAUUUUUUGACGAUGAACCUGCUGCCAGUUACUGUUUUAUUUUCUGCACAAACCUUCCCAACCACAUGUUGAUGUUGCGGGCUGUCUCCACUCUGGAUGUCCUGACUUUGGUCAGCUGUUUACAAAAGUAACAACAUCCUUCCAGCAUCUCCUGUCCUUGCUGAACUCACAGUCCUGAUCUGUUUUGACCCUUGGCCUGGUGAGAGGUUUCAUUCGUGAAAUGUGCUGGUCCAUGGCUGCUGUAUGUGGAUGGGCAUCACAUGCAUGUCUCCUAAAAAGGCAGCUCAUUGUAAAAGGAGAUUUCUGUCUUUGUCCACACAUCCUGAACUACAGAAUACGUACAGAAAAUAAACUAAUCUUCAUUAAGAAGACUGUGAAAGACAUAAAAAUACAGAAAGAGAAAACAUCGGUCUCAGCAGGAGUUUUAUUUGAACAAAGGUAAACUCAAAUACAUUUCAAGCUUACAAACUGCUGUUUUUUUAAUAACUUGGAAUACAUAAUCUCAAAAAUAAAAUGUAUAAAAAA
Xyrichtys novacula (pearly razorfish) is the source of this 11401-nucleotide messenger RNA. The record is from the annotation of a GenBank genome assembly. NCBI's taxonomy places the organism in Eukaryota, Metazoa, Chordata, Actinopteri, Labriformes, Labridae.